This is a messenger RNA of Aspergillus heteromorphus CBS 117.55, 1116 nucleotides long. RefSeq names its product tellurite-resistance/dicarboxylate transporter family protein. The transcript is spliced from 2 exons. Gene Ontology annotation, cellular component: membrane. Gene Ontology annotation, molecular function: malate transmembrane transporter activity. Gene Ontology annotation, biological process: malate transmembrane transport. Lineage: Eukaryota; Fungi; Ascomycota; Eurotiomycetes; Eurotiales; Aspergillaceae. The record is from RefSeq and is a predicted model, not a curated record. Bases 1 to 1116 code for a protein of 371 amino acids.
AUGGCCCCCUACCAAUUCCAGGGCAUCUCGGUGAUUGGCAAAAUCAUCUUCCUCCUUAAUAUCAUCACCUACCUAUGCAUCUGGGCCUCUCUCAUCCUUCGAUUCUGUCGAUUCCGUCGCGCAUUCAUCAACACCCUCAACGACCCAGAGGAGUCAUACAUGAUCCCCGCCGCAGCCCUAGGCUUCGCAGUCAUCAUCCUCGGGAUCGAAGCCUACGGCGUGCCCGCCUGCGGUGAAUGGCUCCUGCGCACCCAACUGGUGCUAUUCUGGAUCUUCAUCGCCCUUGCAAUCUGCAUAGCCGUCGGCCUGAACUGGCACAUGUACCGCACGCGCAUGGCCACCCGCCAGCCCUUCGCCCUCGUCCGUCUCCUCCCCUCCUUCCCCGCCAUGCUGGGCGGCACGACCGCCGCACUCCUCACCCCGGCCCAGCCCCCACACCUCGCCAUCCCCAUGCUCAUCGGCGGAACCGCCCUGCAAGGCUUCGGAUUCAUGAUGUCCAUCUUCAUCCUAGCCGAAUUCCUCUACGGCCUGCACCACCAUGGUCUUCCGCCCAUGCGUCGUCGACCGCACCUCUUCAUCGCCGCUGGACCUCCCGCCUUCACGGCUCUCGCGCUGAUGGGCAUGGCGGAUGUCGCGACGGAGAAGCUCCCUGCGCACUUUAUCCCUCUAGCUGCGCAUGUUAACACCGCUGAUGUCCUGCUUGUAAUCGCCGUCUUCAUCUCGAUAUUCUUCUGGGUCCUCUCGUUUUUCUUUUACAUGAUCGCUUGGCUUAGUAUCCUUGAUGCUCGUCGGGAGUGGAGAUUCGAUAUUGGAUGGUGGGGGACAGUGUUCCCGAACUCGGGGUUUACGUUGGCCACUGUCAAGCUUGCGGAUCUGCUGGACUCGAGGGCGUUGAAAUGGGUGGGUUCGGCCGCGACGAUCAUCCAGGUCAUCUUGUGGUUGGGAUGCGCGAGUUCGACUGUCUGGGCGGUGUUGACUCGAAGGGCGCUCUGGCCGGGUAUGGAUGAGGGGUUCGGGCCUGAUCAGAAGUGUGAGGAGGGGGAAGGAUCGGAUUUGAAGGGUGGGGUUCAUUCUGGCUCCAUUCUUUUAAAGCUCCCGAGCCUAAUCGGUUUCUAG